Molecule: messenger RNA, 3138 nt
Organism: Balearica regulorum gibbericeps (East African grey crowned-crane)
Lineage: Eukaryota; Metazoa; Chordata; Aves; Gruiformes; Gruidae
Source: RefSeq, a predicted model, not a curated record
AUGCACAGACGAUCUAAGAAUAUAAAUGCUCCCCUGGAAGUUAAAGAAACUGAGAGUAGAUACACUGAAGAGAAGGAAGAGGCCUUUUUCCCUGAUCUGUCAAAAGACCAGAAGAUUUGCAAAGUGACUAAAUCAAAAGUCACGAAGGCAUCCAAGGAGAAUUUAAGUGAUGGGAACCAGGCACAGUUGCAAAAAUGCACCCUGAAACACACCAAACACCUCAAGAAUGACUCAUACCAUGACAAGAAGGAUGUUUUUAGCUGCCAGUUUGCUGAAUGCUUUUGUGAUACACUAAAAGGGGAUAUGGUUGGUGAACUGACCUUGCCUUUGAACAGUAAGGAAAAUUUUUCAAGAAGCAGACUUGUUUCCUUGGGGGAUGAAUGCUACUUGACACCUAGUAGGGACAAAGCAGAAGAAAAAUCCAAUUGUGGAGUAUCAGAGGAACAGAGGAAAAAACCUGUUGAUUUUGCAACUGUAACAAUUGCUGAAUUUGGGAUUACUCAAGAAAGUUUUACUAAACGAUCUAUAGGGAAGUCUUCAACUUCAUUAAAAUUUAGACGAAGAUCAGCAAUUGGAGUACGAGGGUCACCAGAAAAUAACACCCUUAUUCAAUACCUUGCUGAACAGAGAAGCAACAGGCAAAAAGAAGCUUUUAUGCAGCAGGUUAGUCCAUUUAAACAUGAAAAUGUCAGGUCAUUGAAGGACAAGAUAGAUGCCUUUCAAACAUCUUUUAAAUCAGUACAAGAAGCUGAAGGGGAGACUGGCUUCUCUGGACUGUCACAAGUGGAUGAUGUUUCCCAGGAAGCAGGCUGUUCUCAGAACAAAACACUUUUUACAAAAGAGCAGAACCUGGAUCAGUGGAGUGAAAAGUUCAUGUCAGACAACAAUGAAGCUGAAUUGAAAGAAAAUUUAAGACAAAAUUUAACAAACAGCACUAAGUCUGAUAGGAAGGUAUGCACCAUCUUGUCUUCACACCAAGAUGUGACCAUCACUGAACCUGCUGCUGCUGUUUCAAAGGAAUGGGUUUAUGAGCAGCGCAGUCCUAUGGAGUCGUCGGAGGCUGUUCUAAUUAGAGAUGUCUUAGAAACAGGCCAUGAUUUCAGUUCUGACCACAUCACCAAAGCCAUUAGAAGUAAUGCUAUAUCAGAUCUAAGCAGAAACGAAGUUAGUUUUGCGGAAGAACUGAGACUGGAAAUAUUUGAUGAAAGCAAGCCACCUAUCACACCACUACGAACAGAAAAUAUUUCAUUAAAUGAACAUAUACAGAGUGGCUCCCAUCUGCGACCUGUAUUGAAGAAAACGCCGAUGAAGCAACUAAUGGAUAGCAUGAAGGAAUACUCAAACGAUGCAGUUGACGGAGGAGGUGAAUCUCUCACAGUCUCCAAUUAUGCAAAAACAUUUGAAGUGUUGCAAACAGAGAAAACUGAAAGACAUAGCUCUGAAAAGCCAAAGAAGAGAGUUACUUUUGGAGAAGUUCUAAGCCCAGAAAUAUUUGAUGAAACUUUGCCCGCAAAUACCCCAUUGCGCAAAGGAGCAACGCCGGUCCGUCAUCCAGGGUUACAAAGUAAUAGUCCUUUUGCAAGGUCAGCUCUCAUUGAAGAGCCGUUAUCCCAGCCGAACUUCGAUUGUUUAAAGGAAUGUGUUGAGCCUCUUCAAGAGUUAGAGGAGGGUUCUGUUGCUGCAGAAGACCUCCUACCUGUUGAAAAUGCAGAAGCAGAAACUGACAAAUGUGGUAUGAUAACAACUUGUUCUUCUACUAAAAGGAAGCGUAGCACCAUUUCAGAGGGGGCCAAUUUUAGCAUCUCAAGAGCCACAAGUACGAAGAAUGCUAAAGAGACUAAAAAUCCAAGAAAGAACAAGUUUCAAAGACAAAAGAAUAUAACCACAUCUGCUGCCAAAAAGACACAAAAAACAAAAUAUACAAGCUAUGGGAAGAGAAGAAAGAAAAAAGUAAAAAAAUCUUUAUAUAGGUAAAGAGAAAUGGUUUCUAAGAAACCUCUUCUCAGCCCUAUCCCUGAAAUUCCAGAGGUUUUCUCUUCUGCCUCAUCUCCAAACUCAUCAAAGGCAAAUGCAGUUUUUUCAGAGGACGUAUUUUUAGAUAAUACCAAAUCCAGCAGCACUUGCAAGGAUGUUCAACAGAAGCCAGUGGUUGAAAGAAUGACAGCAAAAAACAUCCAUGCAGUUUGUAUGUAUUUAAACUCUACGGACCUGGACACUGUGGAAGCUAGCGGCUCCAGUGAUACAGUGCUUCAGGUGUCAGAUGGUGAUCUGAAGUCUGUUUCUGGCAUUGAUCAUCAGUUUUCAAACAUUGUGCUAGAUGCAAAGUGUGGUUUUGAUACAUCUGACUGUUUCCAGCAAGGUAAAGAGACUGCAUGUGUAAAAGAGGCAAAAGAAAGUGGUUCCUUGAUAGAAAAUGAGAUACUACAAGGAAAUGCCCUAAAUAAGGGAGAGCAGCUAACCGGGCUAGAAUUUCUGGAACGACAGGACACUAGUGUACAUGAGGGUGCCCAGAGAACUCAGAGUCCACAAAAAGAUUGUGUAAGAGAGAGUCCACCGAGGAGGAGGAGAAGAAGAAGUAGUAGUGCCAGGUAUUUUCCUCCUGUUGAAAAACUGGAAAUAUCUGGAAACAAUCUUCCUUCUUUUAAUGUGGAAGAAGUCUUAUCUGCUCCUCAGGUAAAAGAUGACUCCUUAGAGCCCUUUAGAAGAAAGAGCAAUAACAGUGGCGAAAAGAGGGUGAGACGCAGCAUGAGAUUGCGUAAAGAUGCCGCAACUGAAGGGCUUGCAUGGAUUCAAGUACCCAGUGAGAUUCAAAAAGACCCUCCCCUCCUAGCUUCUGCUUGCAAAAUCAGGAGAACCAUAUGCUCAUCCAUCCUUAUGGAAUCUGAGAAUAUUCACCAUAGAGAACAAAAUCUCAUCCGGUUUUCAGCACCAGGGAAGGAGAACAGUGACUCUGUUAACCUUGCUGAUGGUCCUUGCAAAAGAUGGAGGAGGAAAAGCAUGGGUGUUUCCACACCCCGAGAAACAAGAACUUGGUCUCAAACCCGCAAAAGGAGCAUAACAAAUUCUGUACGUAGGAAGGACAAAAGUAACCAAAACCAGUGUGAAGAAGUAGAAAUACCCCUUGAAAAUAACUCUUAG